Molecule: messenger RNA, 384 nt
Organism: Pochonia chlamydosporia 170
Lineage: Eukaryota; Fungi; Ascomycota; Sordariomycetes; Hypocreales; Clavicipitaceae
Exons: 1
Coding region: 1-384 (127 amino acids)
Source: RefSeq, a predicted model, not a curated record
AUGGGUCAAAGCCUCAUCGACAGAAUCCAGGCCAAGCUGGAGCUCUUCCGUCUCGAGCAGCGAUAUACCCGCCGUCGUAAUCGCCGAUCUACCUUCCAGUCCAAUGCAAUCUACGUCGAUGGAGAAUACAUUUACCAGACGCCAAACACCACCGGCUCGUCUGCCGACUCCAGCAAUACUCGUGUAGAUGCGCUUCACGGUGAGAUGAUGUCGCCCGGCAAGAACGCGCCCAUCACCACAUUUUCUUCCGAGGUUCCUCCAGAAGUCACCAUACCCGAACGCAAGCGAUUGAACCGAUUCAGCUCGAUCCCCAGCUUUGGAGGCGCCUUUGGAGCCAAGGAAAGACCAAGAGUUAUCGAGCGUCGCACCAGCAUGAUCAGAUGA